CUUUCGCUCUUUCUCUCAACCUCUAGCUGUCUCCCUCCGCAUACUGCCAUCUCUUUCUUCUUCUUUUUCUUAUUUUAUUCUUUUUUUCAAUUUCCAUCUCUUUCUCUCAAGUCUAAACCCUAGUCUCUCAUCUCAUUGUACUGAAUUUGAGCAGCUAGGGUUUAGAAUUGUUUUCCUUUUUAAAAUUUUUUGAUUAAAAAAAUGGAUCUUCCCAGUCUUACUCUUGUUCUUCAAGCUGCUCUUAGUUCCAAUCCUGCUGAACGCAAAGCUGCUGAACAAAGUCUUAAUCAGUUCCAGUAUAUGCCUCAGCAUCUGGUGAGACUAUUGCAGAUCAUCGUUGAUAAUAAUCGCGAUAUCGCGGUUCGUCAAUUUGCUUCUAUUCAUUUUAAGAACUUCAUUGCUAAGAAUUGGGCUCCUCAUGAUCCAAAUGAGCAACAAAAAAUUUCUCCAAGUGAUAAGGAUGUGGUUCGCGAUAAUAUUCUUGUGUAUGUGGCUGAAGUUCCUCCUUUGUUGAGGGUGCAAUUGGGUGAGUGUCUCAAGACCAUUAUCAACGCUGACUAUCCGGAGCAUUGGCUGCGUCUUCUCGACUGGGUAAAGCAUAACCUACAAGAUCAGCUGGUUUAUGGGGCUUUGUUUGUGUUGCGGAUUCUUGCUAGGAAAUAUGAGUUCAAGUCGGAGGAGGAGAGAACUCCUGUUCAACACAUUGUUGAAGAGACAUUUCCUCAUCUUCUCAAUAUAUUUAAUAAACUUGUGCAGAUUGACAAACCAUCAGUGGAAGUAGCAGAUCUGAUCAAGCUUAUUUGCAAAAUUUUCUGGUCAUCAAUCUAUUUGGAGAUUCCAAAGCAGUUACUUGAUCCAAAUGUGUUCAAUGCUUGGAUGAUGCUUUUCUUAAAUGUUCUGGAGAGGCCUGUACCUCAGGAAGGCCAGCCUUUAGAUCCUGAGCUCAGGAAAUCAUGGGGGUGGUGGAAGGUGAAGAAAUGGACCGUACAUAUUUUAAAUAGGUUAUUCACUCGGUUUGGAGAUUUGAAGCUUAGGAAUCCAGAAAACAGGGCUUUUGCUCAAAUGUUUCAGAAGAAUUAUGCAGGAAAAGUUUUGGAAUGCCACUUAAAUUUAUUGGGAGUUGUUCGUGUUGGAGGCUAUCUUCCUGACAGAGUUACCAACCUUGUUCUUCAAUAUCUAAGCAGCAGCAUCUCGAAGAAUAGCAUGUAUACUUUGUUGCAGCCACAGCUUGAUGUCCUCCUUUUCGAAAUAGUUUUCCCUCUCAUGUGCUUCAAUGACAACGAUCAAAAGCUUUGGGAAGAAGAUCCACAUGAGUAUGUAAGGAAGGGCUACGAUAUAAUUGAAGAUUUAUAUAGUCCAAGGACCGCUUCCAUGGAUUUUGUCAGUGAGUUAGUAAGAAAACGUGGAAAAGAGAAUCUUCAAAAGUUUAUUCAAUUCAUUGUGGAAAUUUUCAAGAGAUAUGAUUCAGCACCAGUAGAAUAUAAACCCUAUCAACAGAAAGAUGGUGCCCUCCUUGCUGUUGGAGCACUUUGUGAUAAACUGAAACAAACUGAGCCCUACAAAUCUGAGUUGGAGCAUAUGUUGAUGCAACAUGUUUUUCCAGAGUUCCGAAGUCCUGUUGGUCAUCUUAGAGCGAAGGCUGCAUGGGUAGCAGGACAGUAUGCCCAUAUAAAUUUCUCUGACCAGAAUAAUUUCCGCCAAGCACUGCAUAGUAUUGUUUCCGGGUUGCGUGAUGCAGAGCUUCCUGUUCGUGUUGAUUCAGUUUUUGCAUUAAGAUCGUUUGUAGAAGCUUGCAGAGAUUUAAAUGAGAUUCGUCCUAUUCUUCCUCAAUUACUUGAUGAGAUCUUUAAACUUAUGAACGAAGUUGAGAAUGAGGACCUUGUUUUUACUCUGGAGACUAUUGUUGACAAGUUUGGAGAGGAGAUGGCGCCUUAUGCUCUUGGUUUAUGUCAGAAUUUGGCAGCUGCGUUCUGGAGGUGUAUGAACACUGCAGAAGCUGAUGAUGAAGCCGAUGAUCCUGGUGCUCUGGCUGCAGUUGGUUGUUUGCGUGCCAUAAGCACGAUACUUGAAUCAGUUAGUAGGCUUCCACACCUUUUUGUUCAGGUGGAGCCAACUUUGCUUCCAAUCAUGCGAAGAAUGUUGACAACUGAUGGACAAGAGGUUUUUGAAGAAGUCUUGGAGAUUGUUUCAUACAUGACCUUCUUUUCUCCAACUAUUUCAUUGGAUAUGUGGAGCCUUUGGCCUUUGAUGAUCGAAGCAUUAGCUGAUUGGGCUAUAGACUUCUUUCCAAAUAUUUUGGUUCCUUUGGACAACUAUAUAUCCAGGGGAACUGCUCAUUUUCUUAAUUGCAAGGAACCAGACUACCAGCAAAGUCUUUGGAAUAUGAUUUCUUCUAUCAUGACAGAUAAAAAUUUAGAGGACAACGACAUUGAGCCAGCUCCAAAGCUGAUAGAAGUAUUGUUUCAAAACUGUGGAGGGCAAGUAGAUCAUUGGGUUGAACCAUACCUGAGAAUCACACUUGAUCGAUUGCGUCGAACAGAGAAAUCAAGGUUGAAAUGUCUUCUUGUACAAGUGAUUGCCAAUGCAGUAUAUUAUAAUGCGGUUUUGACACUCAGCAUAUUGAACAAGUUUUGUGUUACAUUGGAAGUGUUCAACCUUUGGUUUCAGUUGUUGCAGCAAGUUAGGAGGAGUGGUCGACGGGUUAAUUUUAAGCGGGAACAUGAUAAGAAAGUUUGCUGCCUGGGCCUUACUUCACUGCUUGCACUUCCUGGUGAACAGUUAGAUGGGGAGGCUCUUGGACGUGUGUUCAGGGCCACCCUUGAUCUCCUUGUUGCAUACAAGGAUCAAGUUGCAGAAGCUGCAAAGGAGGAAGAGGCUGAAGAUGAUGAUGGUAUGGAUGGUUUUGAGUCUGAUGAUGACGACGACGACGAUGCUGAUGGUUCUGACAAGGAAAUGGGAGUUGAUGCAGAGGAGGGCGAUGAAGCGGAUAGCAUCAGGCUUCAAAAAUUAGCUGCACAGGCUAAGGCUUUCCAUGAAAAUGAUGAUGAUGACGAUGAUGACUACUCCGAUGAUGAUUUUAGUGAUGAUGAGGAGUUACAGUCUCCAAUUGAUGAAGUGGACCCUUUUGUUUUCUUUGUGGAUACAGUCAAAGUUUUGCAAGUAUCGGAUCCUAUGAGGUUCCAGAACCUUACACAGACACUGGAUUUUCAUUAUCAAGCUCUUGCGAACGGUGUUGCUCAGCAUGCUGAACAGAGGAGAGCAGAGAUUGGAAAGGAGAAAAUGGAGAAGGCAUCUGCUGCCACUGUUGCAUCAUGAGUUGAGUUUUGGAUUAAAAUUUGAGUUUCAUUCAUUUAGAAGUGGUUUGAUGAAAGUCUCAUUUCAUUUACAGCAUUCAUUGGUUCAUAUGGUCGUAGAGUUGAUUGAACCUCAUAAGGUUGAGGUUCAAGUGCACAUAGUUUGUGAUUUUGGUUUGGUGAGACUGGCAGAUUCUUGGGCAGAAGAUGCCCGUCUCAACCACUUUCUUGUUCAUUUCUUUUCACCAGCCGCUCUUUUCCAUUAUUUCUUCACGUUUUGUCAAUUUAUUGGUUAAGGUUUUCCCAGAUUUGUUGUUUCUGGGAGGCCGAUCUUCUUUCAGGGAGUGUCAAUUGCGUAGUAUAUCAGAUGGUUUUUCUUUUUCAUUUUUCUUUUUGAUGAUAUUGGUCAACUGGUAGUCUACCCCCCCCCCCCAAAAAAAAAAAAAAAUCCUUUCUGAUUUUCCUUGUUAGGUAUAGUUUUACCAAUAUCAUAAAAUAUUAUUAUUAUUUUGGUUUGGGUUACGGAGAGUUUUGGUUUCAGAGGGUUUAUAGGUUGAUGAUUUGUAAGGAAGAUAUAAUGACAUUUAUUCUUUAUAUUGUGGAAUAUAUUAUUUUUCAUGAAAAGAAAUUUAGAUUUUA
Molecule: messenger RNA, 3932 nt
Organism: Gossypium raimondii (Peruvian cotton)
Lineage: Eukaryota; Viridiplantae; Streptophyta; Magnoliopsida; Malvales; Malvaceae
Product: importin beta-like SAD2
Exons: 22
Coding region: 202-3315 (1037 amino acids)
Biological process (GO): protein import into nucleus
Cellular component (GO): cytosol; nuclear envelope
Molecular function (GO): small GTPase binding
Source: RefSeq, a predicted model, not a curated record